CACAAGCAGACAAGAAAGCUGUGUCUUGAUGUUGCUGAUCUCCGUGCAGACGUCUGGAGUUUCCCGCUAAAUGCAGUUAAAUCUACUUUUCGGAGAGGCAGUAAGAACCUAUUAAAAAUGCCCCCCACUGCUGUCUACGACAUCUCCGUGAAAACAGGCGACAAGAAGAAGUCGGGGACAGACGCAAAUGUAAAGAUUUGUCUUUAUUGUGACGAUGGAAACAAAACAGACAAUUACAAUCUGGACAAAUUUUUCAAAAACGACUUCGAGAGAGGACAGAAGGAUUCUUUCUCUGUAAAAGGCAUGAGUCUGACCAGAGUGGAUUACAUAGAGCUCUGGCGUGAUACAGCUGGCAUCAUGGACGACUGGUUUGUGGAUAUAGUUGAGGUCGUUUGUUCAAAACAAGUCUUCGUUUUCCCCUUCUUUAGAUGGAUUAAACCAAACUACCGCUAUAAGAUCCGCCAUCUAGAUACGUCACUUCCGGAUAAUGAUCCGUUCAAGGAACAGAGAAGGAUGGAGAUAAACAACGCACGAGAGCAGUACGAACUGGAGGUUAAGGUCCCGGGUUUUCCUGCACAGGUGAAGUCAUUGCCAGAAGAUGAAAACUUUUCAUUCGACUACGUGUGGGAUAUAACGAAGAGGAAAGCACAUGCUAUCCUGAUGAGCAAGAUCGUCAAGCUUACCAGUGGUAGCUGGAAGAAUCUGGAUGAUCUGAAGAACAUGUACACAAAGGAAGUUCUUGUCCUUCCCGAGAGUGUGGAACAUUGGACGGAUGAUACGUAUUUCGGAUAUCAAAGGAUAUCCAAGAUGAACAACACCGUCAUUGAGUUGUGUACCGCCGUUCCGAAAAAAAUGGUGGUUACAGAUGACAUGGUCAAAGAAAGCUUGGAAGGGUUCACGUUGGAUACCGCUAUACAAGCAAAACGCUUGUUUGUCGUCGAUUAUGAAAUCAUGGAUAGUCUCCCCUGCGGAAAAGAUGACACAGUGAUAUGUGCUCCAAUAGCUCUUUUCUUUGUGAAUGGAAAACAAAAGUUGAUGCCGAUUGCUAUACAACUAUUUCAGAAUCCAGGGAAAGAUAACCCAGUUUUCCUUCCAGCGGAUCCUGAAUACACUUGGAUCACAGCCAAACUUUGGUUCAAUCAUGCCGACAGCACUUACCACCAGUCCUUCACCCAUUUAGGUGGAACUCAUCUAAUGAUGGAAGGUGUAGCUGUUAUAACCCAUAGGAAUAUGUCUCCAUCACAUCCAGUUUUCAAACUUCUCGCCCCUCACUUCCUGUACUUACUUGCUAUAAAUACACGUGCGCUAGGAAAUUUGGUGGCGCCUGGGGGCUGGGCGGACAGGGCUUUGUCCGUCGGAAUUAAAGGCAUGUUCGACGUCAUAAGGAGAAAGUGUCUGCAGUGGAGACUUGAUAUAGACGGUACUCUCCCAAAGGAUCUGGAGCGAAGAGGGUUGCUAGGAGACAACGUGUUGCCAGGAUACUACUUUCGGGAUGACGCACUGCAAGUCUACAACGCAAUAUUCAACUUUGUCGUCAAAUAUUUAAAAUUAUAUUAUGAAUCAACGGCCAAGCUCCUCGGAGACACCGAACUUCAGGACUGGGCAGCAGAAAUGGUGCUGUCGAAGGACAAAGGAGGCCUCGGACUUCUUGGAGUCCCGGGCAGUGGAACGGUCACCACGAUUGACCAACUAGCCACAAUUAUUACCAGUAACAUAUACAUGUGCAGCGUGGCCCAUGCUGCAGCCAAUUUCCCUCAGUAUGACCAGUAUGCCUUUCCUCCAGCCUACCCUGCCUCCAUGAGGGGCAAGCCACCAACAGAUAAGAAACCUUUAUCAGAGAUGUCUGUGCUGGCUGCUCUCCCUGACAAGGAUACCACACUGGACAUGAUGGUGGUGACACACAUUCUGAGCGAGAGAACUACUAACUGUCUGGGUAACUUUGAGGUCCAGUAUGUGUACGACCCACCAGCAUUAGCCGUUAUUGACGAGUUUAAAAAUGCGCUGAAAAUGAUAUCUCAGCAAAUCAAGGCAAAGAACAAGACACGGGACCCUCCAUAUCCUUGGUUAGAUCCCGAGGAGAUUCCGAAUGCCAUCAGUAUUUGAGGCUCGUUUCGAAAGAUUGAGACAUACAAUAAUUUACAGUUGGAGUGUGCCAUAAUCUAACAAGCUUGUCAGGCUUGCCAUUCAAUUGCAUUUUACUUUUGCCAGGAUGUAGAGUUUGUUUUCAUGUAUGUACAGACUUAUGGGUAACAGAUUCUCACCAUAACUUGAUAGCAUGCAUGUAUGUAAUGCUAUGCUUCUGCAAUGUUAUGAGUAUUCAAAGGCAACGCCCAUUGAUGGCACGUGCAAUAAUUAUGCUUAUUUAAAUUGUCAUCAGUGUUAACAGAAUUUGUUCCCGACCAACAGACCUGGAUUUAUUAAAAUGCCAUAUAGUGCCAUGUUCACCAGAAUAGUGCUCAAUGAAGAAAUUCUUGCCAAUAUUUGUUGAUUAUUUAUAUAAACGCACGUAAAGAAACAUAUAAAUAUAAUGCAUGUUAAUCUU
Messenger RNA from Pecten maximus, 2542 nucleotides. RefSeq names its product allene oxide synthase-lipoxygenase protein-like. Gene Ontology annotation, molecular function: protein binding; metal ion binding; oxidoreductase activity, acting on single donors with incorporation of molecular oxygen, incorporation of two atoms of oxygen. The record is from RefSeq and is a predicted model, not a curated record. Gene Ontology annotation, biological process: lipid oxidation. The transcript has 16 exons. Bases 118 to 2103 code for a protein of 661 amino acids. Lineage: Eukaryota; Metazoa; Mollusca; Bivalvia; Pectinida; Pectinidae.